Paramecium sonneborni is the source of this 1634-nucleotide messenger RNA. Lineage: Eukaryota; Ciliophora; Oligohymenophorea; Peniculida; Parameciidae. The record is from the annotation of a GenBank genome assembly.
CAAAAUGUCAAUUUAAUAUACUUAGGAUGAAUUGCUCACCUUUCAAUAUUAUUUUAACAAGUGCGAUAGGACUGUAAUUAUUUAUUAUCAUCAAUCUUAAAGGGUUAAGGAAUACUUGAUUAUGAUGUGGUGAUUAAAGUCUUUAAGGCAAGUGGUUUGAAUUAAUAGAUUUUAGGGGUAAUGUUAUUAACCAAUAUUUAUAGAGAAUAUAGUAAAUAACAUAAUCUAAUGAAUAAAUAUUCACAAAAGAUGAAUUUUUUGCUGCUCUUAAAUUGAUUGCAUUAGUCUAAAAGGGUUAUCCUCUAGAUGAGAAGUUACUUACUUAAAAUAUACCCUGUCCAUUACCUUUAAUUCAAGGAUUCUAAUUACCAAAUUAUGAUAUCUCAAAUGAGUAGUUGCAAAAAUAUGAAAAUUAUUUUCUAACCAUAGAUUAAGAUGGCACUUAAAUAAUAUAAGGCAUGCAAGCAAGAGCCAUGUUUUCUAAAUCAGGGUUAAGUUUAGAUUAACUCAAAGAAUUAUGGAAUCUUUGUGAUAUUGGUGAAAAGGGACAUCUCAAUAAAGGAGAAUUUAUUGUUGCUUUACAUUUAAUUUAAUUGUGUUCUAAAGAAAAAUAUCCUUUACCGAUCUCUUUAACUGAUUCAUUAUUAUAAAUUAUUGGAAGAUUCUCAAGUAAUCCUAAUGGAGCUAGAUUAUCAUCAAAUUCAAACAUAAUCCCUCAAUAAAGAUUUGGUUCAAAUUCGAAUAUACUCAAUUAGCCAAGACCAAGAUUAGGUUCAAAUGCCAAUAUUCGAUUACAACCUAUCUAAAAUUUUUAAUAGGUACAAUCAGUUAUUUUACCAUUAAAUAUUCCAACAAAUGUUAGUAUGAUUCCAGGAAAUGAUUAAAAUGGUAUAAAUUCAACACGUUUAUAAGUCAAUGAUUCUACAUAACAAGUUUAUUAAAUGUAGAAUUAACUAAAUUAACUUUAUUAAAGUAUUUUGCUAGAAAAAUAAGAGGAUACAAAAUAAAUGUAAGUCUUAAAUGAUAAGUAAAUAAAUGAUUGAUUUGUAGUAUGAAACUUAUGUUGUCAAAUUUAUAAGAACAAUAUAGAGUUUUAAAUGAAGAAUUAAACAGAAUAAGAUUUUAGAAAUAGGGUUUAACUUAGUAGAAUUAAUAAUUGCAACAAUAAAUUGGAAUUUAAAUAUAAUAAAAUAAAGAUUAGUUAGCUCUGUUAUAAUAAGAAUAAUAAUAGCAAUAAUAAUAGCAAUAAUAAUAGCAAUAAUAAUAGUAAUAAUAAGAAUAAUAAUAUUUAUAACCUCCUCCAUAAUCUCAUCCAUAUCAUUUUUAAGCCAUGACAUAAAAUUAAUAAUAACAAUUAAAUUAACCAUAAUUUACUUAAUAAAAUUUUGGAUUUCCAGAUAUGGUAAUAUAAUAAUAUAUGUUUUAAUAGAAUUAUGGUAAUUCUAGUCCUUAACCUUAAACAAAUUAAAUUAAGAUAUAACCUUAAAUACAUGAUAAUUAAUUUAUUCCCGAUGAUGUUGAAAAAUAUCCUGGCAUAUUAAAAAAUCAACCAGGUAUUUUAAAUAAUACUAAAAUUAGAAACAUAAAAAAAGCAAGUAUCAUUUGCAUUAAAUGACGACCCACUUCCAUGGUGA